Symbiodinium natans is the source of this 1839-nucleotide messenger RNA. The record is from the annotation of a GenBank genome assembly. Lineage: Eukaryota; Dinophyceae; Suessiales; Symbiodiniaceae.
AUGGCCAUGACCUCGCCAGCCGCUGUGCCAGUCUCUGGUGGCUACAAGGAGAAAGACGAUGUGCUGCUGGGAAGGCUACCGCCCUUGCAGAAGGAGCUGGGGCGGUCGAAGGUUUUGGUGGAUCUGGUAGAGGAGCCGCACGAGGGCCACAGGUUCACCUUCCCACUGCCCGGGCCGCUCAACGGCGUCACGACGCGGGGCAAGGCCAUCCUGAAGAUGUGCGGGGUCACCUACCAGUACCCAGAGCAACCACAGCCUGCGGUGCGCAAUGCAGAGCUCAGUGUGUCCCAGGCCAGCCGUGUGGCACUGAUGGGGCCCAUGGGCUCCGGACGAUCCACGCUGCUGAAGGUGCUGAGCGGGCGACUGCUGCCCACCCACGGGUCCGUUCAGCGCGUGGUGGGAGCAAGAGUAGCGUACGUCUGCAAGCAUUCGCUGCAACGCUUCGGGCACUUCAAGGAUGCGACGGCCUUGCAGUACAUGCUCUGGCGCUAUGCAGACCACCGGGACAAAGAAUCGCUGGCAGUGGCAUCAGAGGUCCUCACGGCAGAGGAGAAAGCCCUGAGGAAGCAGCGCUGGCAACUCGACCGGGCAACAGGACUUCCCCAGCGUUGUGGCGAGGGCGAGGCCGAUGUGCCUGUUGUACCUGAGACUGCAUGUGACCGGCGCUGCAAUGCAUCCGGGGAGUUGGAGUACCAGGUCAAGUGGGUGCAGCACGACCAGAAGACCUGGGUCAAGAAAGAGGUCCUGGUCCAGAUGGGCUACAAAAGCCUGGCCCGGCUGGAAGACGACUGGCAGGCCUCCUCCGCUCUGGCAGUCAAGGAGCUGACCCGGGAGAAUGUGCAGAGCCACCUUUCCCGCUUCCAAGUGGAUGCCAGCGCCUGUCAGAUGCCCAUGGGCCGGCUCUCCCGCAACAUGAAGAUCAGGAUCGUUUUGGCCGCGGCGCUCUGGCAGCAUCCGCACAUUCUGAUCUUGGACGAGCUUGCGGACUACAUGGAUGCUGAGGACAUCCAGGGCCUCCGCAGCGCGCUGGACCAUUAUGCGGGCGGCGUCAUCCUCGUCUCCUCGAAUGAACAACUCUGCGACGAGUUCGCCAAUGAGAAGUGGUUCAUGGAUGACGGGGUGCUUCACGUGGAGGGAACCUUCCAGGGCGACAUCCACUGUGCUGCAAAGACGGCCGUGGCACCUUCCAAGGCUGCUUCCGAGCUCAUUAAAGACAUCGAGCGCCGGAUGCGCGAGCACAGGCGCCGACCUUUGACGGACAAGGAACUCUGGCAGCUGGAGGACGAGCUGCACGAGCUGAAGGAGGGAGUCCUGCUGAAUGAUCUGGUGCUCCAAAAUCCGGAGGAUGACGACGCCUACGCCAUCUCUGGGCUGGGCGAAGUGAUCGACAAGCAGCUCGCCGAAGUCCUCAUGGAGGAGUUUGGCGCCGAUUUGAAGAACUUUCGACAGGCGCAGCUUGAUUACAACCUCAAGCUCAGCCUGUUGGUGGAGGAGAGGCCGGGCGAAGACCCUGCGUUGGACCUCCUGGGCUUCGUCGCCUACAAGACUUGGGGACUGCCCAUUCCCGGCGUCAGCGUAGGUGCUGUGGGUGUGGCAGACAAACAUCGAGGCAAGGGCUAUGGCCGGCAGCUCAUGAAGGUGGCUGAAGAUCGUGCAGCACUCCUCGGCGUUUCCACGUCCGAGGGCUUUCGGCCGGGCCAAGUCCGGCUACGUUCCUUGGCCUCCGCGGUGGGCUUCUACGAGCGGCUGGGCUAUGAGCGUGUGGAGGAAGACGGGGACGAGCUCGCGCACACACCCGGCUGCCCAGACCCAGAACGACAUGCCGGUGAGGUCGACGAG